Messenger RNA from Clupea harengus (Atlantic herring), 2839 nucleotides. It is a transcript of the gene slco1e1, whose product is annotated as solute carrier organic anion transporter family, member 1E1. The record is from RefSeq and is a predicted model, not a curated record. Gene Ontology annotation, cellular component: basolateral plasma membrane. Lineage: Eukaryota; Metazoa; Chordata; Actinopteri; Clupeiformes; Clupeidae. Gene Ontology annotation, molecular function: protein binding; bile acid transmembrane transporter activity. Gene Ontology annotation, biological process: bile acid and bile salt transport; sodium-independent organic anion transport; transmembrane transport.
GAGAGAGAAAGAGGGAGGGAGGGAGGGAGGGAGGGAGAGGGAGUUAUUAGGGGUAAAGCAGGCGGUGGGAUUAUCAAGUAAAAAGCGCUGAAACCAGCCAAAGCUCUCGGCUCCUCAGGCAGAAAACAUGAGUAGUCGCUAGUGAACCAGACCGCCAGCUCCUCCCUCUCUACCUCUCUCUCUGAUUGUCUAUCCCUCUUUCUCUCUCUCUCCUCUGUUACAGACUCAUGACAGCGUUGGUUUCGGCUCGGCACCUGACCUCGGACAUGGAGGGGCCGCUGUUCAGCUGACGCCUGCUGCCAUACUGUGAGUUCUGAGUGGACAGGAGGAAGCCAGUGAACCAGAACAGAACCUGUCGGGUCGGGCGUCGGUGCCGUAAAGAUGAGUGUGGUGGCAGACGAGGACAGGCUGACCAGCCGAGAGGUCCUCUACGUUGCGGACAAGAAGGCCCGGGGAGAACCCUGCUGCUCCACGCUAAAGAUGUUCAUUGUAGCUCUGUCCUUUGCCUACUUCUCCAAAGCGCUGUCAGGCACCUACAUGAAGAGCGCCAUCACACAGAUCGAGAGACGUUUUGACCUCUCCAGCUCUCUCAUCGGCCUCAUUGAUGGCAGCUUUGAGAUGGGUAAUCUCCUCUUCCUGGCGUUCGUGAGUCACUUUGGGGCGAAGAUGCACCGUCCUCGUCUGAUCGGGAUGGGCUGUUUCCUCAUGGCAGUGGGCUCAGCGCUGACUGGACUGCCUCACUUCUUCAUGGGACGGUAUAAGUUUGACACGGUGAUCCAGGGCUGGGAGAACAACAGCGUGAGCAUUAGUCCCUGUCUAGACCCCGCAGCAGCACUGGACUACCCAGAGGUCAAGAUCGAGAUCUCCCAGGACAUGACCGCAGAGUGUGAGAAAGAAGUGGGAUCACACAUGUGGAUCUAUGUGUUUUUGGGGAAUGCCCUAAGGGGCAUUGGGGAAACCCCUGUCACCCCCCUAGGAAUCUCCUACAUUGAUGACUACGCCAAGGCCGAAAAUUCAGCCUUCUACAUUGCUUGUCUGCAGACCAUCACUCUGCUGGGCCCCAUGUUUGGGUUCCUGUUGGGUUCCAUGUGUGCCAGACUCUAUGUGGAUAUCGGAUUUGUGGAUGUCGAGAGUGUGACCAUCACUCCUAAGGAUGCUCGGUGGGUGGGGGCAUGGUGGCUCGGCUUCUUUGUGUCGGCUGGCAUCAUGCUGCUGUCAGGCAUCCCCUUCCUGUUCCUGCCCCGCUCGCUGCCUAAGCAGGGCGAGCUGCCCGCCAACCCCUACAACCUGCCCAAGACGUCCACACCGGGCACCGACAUCAAGCUCGCCGCAGUCGCUAAAGGCUUCCUGCCCUCUCUGAAACGCCUCGUGACUACGCCCACCUAUUUCCUGUUGCUGUGUGGGGCCGUGCUGAAGUUCAACUCCUUCAUUGGUCUGCUCACAUUCAAGGCCAAAUACAUGGAGCAGCAGUUCGGCCAAUCAGCAUCAAGAGCCAAUUUUCUGAUUGGUGUGCUGAACCUGCCGGUGGUCGCCUUGGGGAUCUUCCUGGGGGGGCUGCUGAUGAAGAGGUACAAGCUGAGCGUUGUGGCGGGGGCGCAGUUCUCCUUCCUCACCUCCUUCAUCGCGUAUCUCCUCCUCCUCCUCCAGUACACCACCAAGUGUGAAAACGUCCCGGUGGCCGGACUCACCGUGGCCUACAACGGGACUCCUGGUGUGUCCUUUGACGAUCAGACGCUGUUCUCUGACUGUAACAGCAAGUGCUCCUGUGGACCAGAUGAGUGGGACCCGGUCUGCUCACAGAAUGGCAUCACGUACAUGUCCCCCUGCCUGGCGGGGUGCAGCCGCUCUACUGGCCAUGGCAAAUACACGGUGUUCCAUAACUGCAGCUGCGUGUUGGAUUCCACACCAGUAGAUGGCAGCACAUCCGUGCAUCUAGGCCAGUGUCCGCGGGGCCCGGACUGCAGUCGCAGCUUCACCUCCUACAUGGCAGUGUCUGUGCUCAGCUCCUUCAUCAACUCACUGGGCACCACCCCCGGAUACAUGGUCAUCAUACGGUGCAUCAGUCCUGAGCUGAAGUCUCUGGCGCUGGGCAUCCAGACACUAGUGAUGAGGACUCUGGGAGGCAUCCCGGCGCCGGUGUAUUUCGGAGCCCUGAUCGAUUCCACCUGUCUAAAAUGGGGCACGAAGAGAUGUGGGGGCAGGGGCGCCUGCCGAAUGUACGACACAGACAUGUACCGGGUAAUAUUCCUGGGCCUGAUCACCUGUCUCAGUGGAUGCUCCUACUUCUUCAUCAUCGCCGUGAUCGUGUUGCUAAGGCGACAGUUUGACGAGGAGAAAGCCACGGCGAAGGAGCACUCCCCAAAACCAGGGGACAUCGAGCUCCUCCACCAUCAUCAACAACACCAUCCCCCCUACCCCCAGCCCACCCCUAAUCUAGGGGACGGAGGGGGGCCCACAGGCCCUCAGGGCCCCAGAGUUCAGGAGUUGGUACCAAACACCUGGGCAGGGUCAGAGAAGACUGACUCCCAGACCGGCAGCGAGGACCACCAGGAGGGAACCGAGAAAGACGUAGAACCACCCUCUCCUCCGUCUUCUCCUCCGUCUUCUCCUCUGAGAACCGAAACUGCUAGAGCCGCCAGCCCGUCCACCAGCCAAGCAGAGGAUCAAGCCCAGAACCACGACGGCAGCGCCAACAGGAACCAGCACACAGAGGCCCAACAAGGAGCCCCAGAAGGCUGAUGCCAGAGCCUACAGAUGCCCUCUCUGUCUCCUUAGCACAUCAGUCUGUCUGUCUGUCAUUUGUAUGAAUUCAUUCAUAAAUAAAAGAGCCACUUGUGUA